AUGGGGAGGGGCGGUGCGCGGGCUCCAGUGGAGGAAAAGACGCUCUUGGCCGAGCUGGGCAGGCUGUUCCACGUCGCACGCGCCAACGCUCGCGAGCAGCGCAUCACAAAAUCGACGGCCGGGGCAAAGCCCAAGACAGCCGUUGAGGCAGCGGCGAAGCGGCAGCACAAAUCGCUGCAGCAGCGGCAACAAGAGGCGGUGACAGCGAAGAAGUCCCGCAAGAAGAAUAGCACACNCGAAGCGGCAGCACAAAUCGCUGCAGCAGCGGCAACAAGAGGCGGUGACAGCGAAGAAGUCCCGCAAGAAGAAUAG
Molecule: messenger RNA, 312 nt
Organism: Trypanosoma grayi
Lineage: Eukaryota; Euglenozoa; Kinetoplastea; Trypanosomatida; Trypanosomatidae
Exons: 1
Coding region: 1-312 (103 amino acids)
Source: RefSeq, a predicted model, not a curated record